Manduca sexta (tobacco hornworm) is the source of this 1004-nucleotide messenger RNA. It is a transcript of the gene RpL7A, whose product is annotated as 60S ribosomal protein L7a. The transcript is spliced from 7 exons. The record is from RefSeq and is a predicted model, not a curated record. Bases 176 to 982 code for a protein of 268 amino acids. Gene Ontology annotation, biological process: ribosome biogenesis. Lineage: Eukaryota; Metazoa; Arthropoda; Insecta; Lepidoptera; Sphingidae. Gene Ontology annotation, cellular component: ribonucleoprotein complex.
AAUUAGCAGAAUAGUGGCAACACUAACUCUCAACUUGUCAAAAUUAUCGAUCUGACUUUUCCCGUCUCGUAGACAGUCCUUUUUGUUUCGGCCAUAUUCGCCGAAAGAUAGGUGUUUGGUUUGGGUCACGUAUCUUUUCGUGGCCUUUCAAUCACUGAUUUAAGAACCAUUCAAGAUGGUCCAGAAGAAGCCUAAGAAGAAGGUCGGGAAGAAGGUAGCCGCCGCCCCACUGGUGGUUAAGAAGGUUGAACCCAAGAAGAUCGUUAACCCGCUCUUCGAGAAGAGGACCAAGAACUUCGCUAUUGGUCAGGACAUCCAGCCCACACGUGACCUGUCCCGCUUCGUGCGAUGGCCCAAAUACAUCCGUAUCCAGCGCCAGAAGGCAGUCCUGCAGCGCCGACUCAAGGUGCCCCCACCAAUCAACCAGUUCACUCAGACACUUGACAAGACCACAGCCAAAGGCCUGUUCAAGAUCUUGGAGAAGUACAGGCCUGAGACUGAAGCAGUCCGCAAAGAACGCCUGAGGAAGGCUGCUGAGGCCAAGUUGGCCAAGAAGGAUGAGCCUCCACCAAAGAGGCCCAACACAAUCCGUGCUGGCACUAAUACUGUCACCAAGCUAGUUGAGAAGAAGAAGGCGCAGCUUGUGGUCAUUGCACACGAUGUUGACCCCAUUGAGCUGGUUCUCUUCCUGCCCGCUCUCUGCCGUAAGAUGGGUGUCCCAUACUGCAUUGUCAAGGGCAAAUCUCGUCUCGGAGCCCUUGUACACCGCAAGACUUGCACCUGCGUUGCUCUCACAAAUGUGGAGGCUGGAGACCGUGCCGCGUUCACCAAGGUGGUGGAAGCCAUCAAGACCAACUUCAACGAGCGGUAUGAAGAGCUGCGCCGACACUGGGGCGGCGGCGUGCUCGGCAACAAGUCCAACGCGCGCAUCGCCAAGCUGGAGAAAGCCAAGGCUCGCGAGUUAGCGCAGAAGCAGGGCUAAUGCAAUAAACUUAAACAUCCCA